Molecule: messenger RNA, 993 nt
Organism: Serendipita indica DSM 11827
Lineage: Eukaryota; Fungi; Basidiomycota; Agaricomycetes; Sebacinales; Serendipitaceae
Source: the annotation of a GenBank genome assembly
AUGUCGAAUAGCCGAAACGAUCAGCGAUAUACAGAGGAGGUCGCGAUUGUCGGCGUCGGACCGUUUGGAGAAGACGAUCAACAGAUAUUCAAAGAACUGCUUGAACGUACCUGGGAUGCAGCUAUUGUCGACAAACUUCGCCGAUUUUCACCUGGACAGACGCGACUCAUCAGAGGCUUAAAGGCUGGUCGGAGAUGGAGGACAGUUCUUCGUGAAUCUGAUGGGCGAACAUUCAGCUGUGCGGUAUCGCUAUAUCCAUUGCUUCACGAGCGCUGCCUUGGUCUAUUUCAAAACUGGACGGGCAUGACGCCACAGGAAUUGUGGGCCGUUGAGCGGCAAUGUAACAAGGAUUAUAUUCCGACCGGGAUACGCCAAGACAUCUCAGGCGUGGAUUACUAUGAGCUACAGCUAGAUGUAGAAUGGCUAUACAUGACAAUUCUGGAUCCGCCACCAUUACGCGACGAGUGGAUGCAAUCUCUCCUCUUUAAGACGACUCUAGACGACGGAGACUUGUACAAAUUUCUCAUGGACUCUCUACUUUGGACCAGAUUAGACCCAGAAAAAUUCCCUAUCAAUCAGCGUGAUCUGGGUACUACGGCAAAGCUCGCUAACUUCAACAGCAACAACGUAGUUGUCUACUCAUUUCUACGACUUCCACCUGAGCUCUUGCUCCUUGUCAUCGAACAUUUCAAUCUGGCCACCUUCUUUCAUCUCCAAGAAACUUGUUACAGUCUGUACACUCUCUUCUCGAGCAUUCAAGACAUGGUCGCCAAUCUUCGCUUGAGGACGCAAUGCCCUUGGUUUCUGCCAUAUGGUGAGACGGAACAGAGGAUUUGGGAUGCCGAAAUUGUCGAGUCGGGUUGGAGAGAGUGCUUCCCAUGGAUGUGCUACUACAGGGAAUGCGAGACAAAAUCGGCAUCCAUGCGGAACCGAAGACGAAUGUGGGCCAUCGUUCAACAGAUCCAGGCACUCUCUACCGAGCUGUCUAGCUAG